GCGGCACGAUGACGUCUACUCACAAGCCAACAUGGCGAAGAAACAACGUGGGAAAGCAGCUUCGUCUACAAAGACGUCAGAUAUUGAAAAACAGACAGAACACUUCAGUUUAGUGCUUGCGUCCAGUGAUGAUGAGGCGCCCGAAGAGGUGACAUUUGAAGACUCAAAGGCCGAGGCUAUACGGAGCAUGAAACAGGCGCUGGACGCAGACAGGAGAGAAAAAGAGCUGCUGAAAGAGAAGAGAAGGAAGAGACAGGAGCUGUUCCAGGAACAGAAGAAGAGAAAGCUCUUACCGGCUGGCGUGUUGGAGGAAAUCGACUCGGCACCCUCAAAGAAGCAAAAACAGUCUGAAGAUGAAGCUGAAGAGGAGCAGCAGGAUGUAGCAGAGGAUGAGACGAGGAAGAAGAAAAAGAAGAGUGGCGGCAAACUGGCACAUGCCCGAAAUCUGAAGGGAAACUACACAGUGACGACGGUGAAGGAGCCAGCAGCAGUAGCGUCCUUCCAGCAGCAGACGGCCGAGGAUUUUAUCCAGUCCAGAUUGUACGGACCAGGAAGCUGCAGGACCACUAGUAACGAGCUGCUCUCCCUUCAGAAUAAGAAGGGGAGAAAUAAAAGUGCCGCAGUGCAGUUUGUCAAGAAAGACUGGGCUUCUAAGGAAAAAGCCAAAGCAGAGAAGCUGAAGAAGAGGUGGCUCCACAAGCAGCAGAUUCCUUCCUGCUGACCGGUCAGACCGACUGAGCAUCUCCAGAAACCUCGACUACGGCCAGCAAACCGUCGCUGCUCCUUCUGCACGCCGACUUUAAAAAGACACCAGUCAUGGCCGGCUGUCAGAAACACGGAGGAGACGCCAUUUAGGCUCAGGACAACAAAUUAUACUGACUUGAUGCGCACAUGGCAGCAGUUUGAAUCCCUUAGUUCAUAGAAAGGACUACAAUGUGGAAGUGAGAUUGCAUCAAAAUAAGAAGUCUUUUUCACUGCUUAACAAUCUAUAAAUGGAUUUCGCCCAACCGGAACUUAAUAUCCUUAAUGUUCUUUGGAACGAGGUUCUCCCUUCCCCCAUAUAUCUACAGUCAGCUGUGUUAAAGAGCAGAACAUGUGAAGAUAGUUUGUUUAAUAAGGAUUUUUCUGUAAUAACUUUAUACUCUAGUUCAUUGCUGAGAGCCAAGAAUCAGAUGACAUGCUCUGUUUUUUGUAAAAUCAUUAAAGUCUUGUACCUGCAUCUUUAAAUAUUUUUUUAAACACAUCUACAUCGCUCUUCACAGCUUAAUUGCUUCAAAUGAACGGCUACUAAAUGACGAUGGCACAAAAAAUAAUCACAUCAAUGGUAAACUGAGCGUGAUGGCUCAUUCUAAACACACCUACCUAUAAGUUUUUUCUGAGCUCCGGCCGCAUUUCAGUCUUACAUUGAUUUUACUGUAUGGAUUAAUCAGUUGACAAUAAAAUGAACAACUAUUUUGAUAA
Messenger RNA from Micropterus salmoides (largemouth bass), 1461 nucleotides. It is a transcript of the gene nol7, whose product is annotated as nucleolar protein 7. The record is from RefSeq and is a predicted model, not a curated record. The coding region runs from base 32 to 721 and encodes 229 amino acids. Gene Ontology annotation, molecular function: RNA binding. Lineage: Eukaryota; Metazoa; Chordata; Actinopteri; Centrarchiformes; Centrarchidae. Gene Ontology annotation, cellular component: nucleus. The transcript is spliced from 8 exons.